AUGUCUCUAUUAUCUUUAUCUAAUUUAUUAGUAUCACAUAUUAUAUCAUCAAUUGAUAAUGUAGAUAUAAUAUGUUUAUUGUUAACUUGUAAACAGUUAUUUAAUGAUAGCAGUGUUAGAAGAUCGAUUAAAUUUAAAGGUGUAGGAGGAGCUAUCGAUACAGACAAUAGAGAUAUAUCAUUACAGUUUAAAGCAACAACUAGUACUACUAGAUACAAACUAUUAUCAUUUAAAGAUAUAUUGGUGAAUAGUAUAUCUUUGAAUCAACAUGUAGUACUUGAACAUAACACCGCCGGCGAUAAAGAGAUCUUUUCGAAUAGAUCAGCUGCUGCUGCUGAUAACAUUAUUACAACAGCUUUGGUAACACACUAUAACCUUCAAGCAAUCAAUUCACUCUAUGAAACUAUGCCAUCGAUCGAGACACUAUUCAUCAAAUAUCGACAAUUAAACCUCCGCGAAAAGACAACGAUCGAUCUUGGAUCAAUCUCACGGCUACCUAAUCUUCAACGACUAUCGGUUCAAGGUAAUUCAUUAAAACUUGGUCCACACUCAUCAUUAAAGUCACUUAAUCUAGACAUCGGCACUUGUUACACUGCAAGUGAGUUGGGACUGGAUCAAUUCGUAUCAUUGACAGAGUUGGCAUUAAACAAUUUCUGUGUGCCCGAGAUAGGACCGGGUGUCUUGCCAAGCAGUCUGACAUCACUCACUUUGACAUUGUUUGAGUUACCACCAAGAGAUACAUUCAUUGCAUUAACCUCGUUGGUGUACCUCGAUAUCUUUGUGGAAAAGGGAUUGGAUAAAGAACUAGAACAAGAACAACAACAACAACAAAUAUUCAUCGAUCUAUCUACUCUACACAAUCUAAAGAAACUAGUGUAUAAUGAAAAUUUACACCGAGAGGAUGGUCCCAUUGAAAUUAUUGUACCUCCCAACCUAAAGAUUCUUUCCAUUUGGUCUACCCAAUGUGUACCAAUAACACCACCACAACAACAAUGUACAACAACUACUCUAAUGCCUGUAUUAGAGAAACUAUAUCUUUUAGAAGGUUUAUUAACUGGUGGUAAAAUCAAUCUCCUAUCACAAUGUCCAUCACUCAAGAAACUUUGUAUUUAUCAAUGCUUUAAAACCAUUCCAUCUAAUCUCAUCCCACCUCAUUUGGAGAAACUAUCAAUCCACAACUAUUCAACAAAAGAUAUACUCGAUCAAUUUGUAUACCCACCAUCACUCAAACAUCUAACCUACUUGGGAGACUUUUACGACGGGUCUCCCAGUGUUACAUCGUUACCCGAGUCACUCGUCAAAUUAAAGAGUAAACUCAAUGCAUCUUCAUCUUUAAAUUUGCUUCCAAGUCAUUUAAAAAAAUUGGUUUGGAUGUAUAGAUACGGUGGUCAAGGUGAAGAUAUAGACUUGGCACAGUCAAAUUUUCCACCCAAUCUUGAAACGAUUGACUUUUCUGGCAUGAAGGGAUUAUUUAAAGUAACUAUACCACCAGUCACAAAAUAUCUAUCAAUAUUCUUGUCUCAAAAACAACAACAACAACAACUAGAUCCAAUAUUUUCAAUCACCUCUAGAAUAACCAUACCCACCAAAGAUCAACAACAACAACAACAACAGGAACAAUGGUUACCAAUCAAUACAACACAUCUAAAUUGUAGUAUGUCUUGUUCACAAUCAAAAUGGUCAUUUAGAUUAGAUGAAAUAAUCAAUCAUACCAAUGUUAGAUAUUUAUCUAUCAUUAAUCAAUGUUCUACUGCUACCAAUAUUCAAUUUUCAAUUCAAAGAUUAGACAGUGACAAUAGAAAUGUAUUGGUAUUGGAAAGACAAUCAUUGACUGGUGGAAUCAUCUCUCAGCUGAAAAAUAAUGUAGAUAUAGUAUGUUUAUUGUUAACUUGUAAAAAGUUAUAUCAUCAUAAUAGUAAUAGUUUAAAAAGAUCGAUACAGUUUAAAGGAAUAGAACCUAUCGAUAUUGAUAAAGUAGAUAUAUCAUUAAAGUUUAAAGGAACAGCAACUAGAUUCAAUCUAUUAUCAUUUAAAGAUAUAUUAGAGAAUAGUAUAAUAUCAGAUCAACUUUUAAUACUUUCAAAAAAACAAGAAGAUGAUAACAAAGAGUAUCCAUUAUGGAUACAAGAUCGUAUCUAUUACACAGAUAAUAGAAUAGAUAAAAGUAACAACAUUACAACAGCAUUGGUAACACACUAUCAACAUAAAGUAUUAGAUUCUAAUCUACUCUACAAGAUACCAUCAAUCGAGACUUUAUUCAUCAACGAACCACAACACAAUGGUAUAAUAGAUCUUGGAUCAAUCUCACAGUUACCCAAUCUUCAACGUCUAUCAGUUCAAGCACACUUGCUUAAACUUGGUAACCACUCUUCAUUACAGUCACUGACACUUGGUCUCACCACUCGUUACACUGCAAGUGAGUUGAGACUAGAUCAAUUCAUAUCAUUGACAGAGUUGACAGCAAACAGUUUCUGUUUGUAUGAUAUUGGUCCAGGCCUUUUGCCAAGUAGUUUGACGUCACUCGAUUUGGCAGUUAGAGAUUUCCCACCAAGAGACACAUUCAUUGCAUUAACAUCACUAGUGAACUUCAAACUCUGUCUAGAACAGGGAUUGUAUAUAUUUCGACUCCAACAAGAGGAGGAGGAGGAACAACAACACCUAUUCCUCGAUCUAUUUAAUCUACACAAUCUAAAGAAACUAGAGUACUCUGAAAAUUGGACUGGUAAAAAGGGUAUCAUCGAGAUUAUUGCACCUCUCAACCUAAAGAUUCUUUCCAUUUGGUCUAAUAGAUCCGUACAAAUCUCAACCCCAGGUACGUUGCCACUACUAUUAUUAGAGAGAAUAGUGAUUGGUGGUAAAAUCAAUCUAUCAUCGUUGCAGUAUGGCCCAUCGCUCAAGAAACUUUUUAUUUAUAAUUGCUGGGAACCCAUUCCAUCGGAUAUGAUUCCGUCCACUCUCGAAAAGCUUAUGAUAUCAAUAUCAAAUGUUUCUGAGGGCAGCAUACUUGGACAAAUUGUAUUCCCACCAUCACUCACUCAUCUAACCAUUUUGGGUUCGUUGUCCGGUCACGACGAACCUUUUCCACCUUUACCUGAAUCACUCGUCAAAUUAAAACUGGAAAUCAAUUCUACUGCUUCUCAUCAUUCAACGAUAAUGUCUCUUCCUCGUCACUUGAAAAAACUGGCUUUGAAAUAUGCUUUUGAAGUCCAAUGUGAAGAUUUUGACUUGUCACAGUCAAACUAUCUACCCAAUCUUGAAACGAUCGAUAUCUCUUACAAAAAAGGAUUUUUCACCUUUCCACCAAGUACCAAAUAUCUAUCAAUAACUUUGAUUCAUAAAGAUCAACAAAAAAAUUGUCUUCCAAUCUAUUCAAUCGCUACUAGUUUAACCAUCCCCAAAGACAUCAAUGAUCAAUCACAACAACAACAACAAUGGUUACCAAUCAAUACAACACAUCUAACUUGUAGAAUAUUUUGUACUCAAGCAAAAUGGUCAUUUAGAUUAGAUGAAAUAAUCAAUCAUACCAAUGUUAGAUAUUUAUCUAUCAUUAUUUUUUAUUCAAAGACUACCAAUUUACAAUUUUCAAUUCAAAGAUUAGACAGUGAUAAUAGAAAUGUAUUGGUAUUGGAAAGACAAUCAAUGACUGGUGGAAUCAUCACUCAAAGAAGAAUAUCAAACACAAAUAUUAAUCAACAACAACAACCUCAACCUCAACCUCAACAACAAUAUGACCCUAUUUAUUUACAUUGGGAUUUAAACUCUCCAUUUGAAUUUAAUUGGAGUUUUGUCAAAAAAAUAAUAAAAUAA
Messenger RNA from Cavenderia fasciculata, 3807 nucleotides. RefSeq lists its product as uncharacterized. Lineage: Eukaryota; Evosea; Eumycetozoa; Acytosteliales; Cavenderiaceae. Bases 1 to 3807 code for a protein of 1268 amino acids. The transcript is spliced from 2 exons. The record is from RefSeq and is a predicted model, not a curated record.